AUGGACGCCUCACCAAUCAACCGUCUACCACAAGACACACUCCACCAGAUCUUCUCCUCUCUCCCACUUCGUCAAAUCAUGAUUUGCAGACCCGUGUGCAAGUUCUUCAAUCAAAUGUUGACCUCACCAUCCUUCAUGGACCUAAUCUCAACCCAACCCCCACUCCGCUUCCUCGCUCUCCGCCCUCCACAUCACCACCACCAUCAUCAAAGACAUAAUAGUCAUGUCUCCUCUCUUCCUUACCUCCACGUCUUCGAUCCAGACCAGAAUCAAUGGCUCAGAUUUAGUCUCAGCUUUUUACCUUUCAGGUCACCUCACCCUGUCGCCUCAGCGAGUGGACUCGUUUACCUCUGGGGUGAGUCACUUAACUCGCUGGAGUCAAACAGGUCGCUCGUUGUCUGCAACCCCCUGACCCGCCAAUUUCAGGUGCUACCCCAGCUUGGCUCGGCCUGGUCACGACACGGAUCUGUACUGGUCGACUCAGUGAACCACCGAGUCAUGGUAUUAACUGAACUCGCUGCUUUAUAUUUCUCAAACACAAACAAAACAAACUCGUGGUUAACUUUCUCUGCGAAUUUACCAUCAAAACCCAGAAGCCCAAUUUUAAUAUCGGACUCGGUUUUCGCUUUAUGUGAUGUUGGGUCUCCGUGGAGAUCUCAAUGGAAGCUAUUUACCUGUACUCUGUCGAAUCUUAACAAUAGUUAUAAUAACUGGGUUUGUUUAGAAAGGCAUGAGUGGGGAGAAAUUUUUGAUAUUAUUAAACGACCACGUUUGGUUCGUGGAAAGCGGAAUAAAUUGUUGAUGAUUGGAGGGUUAAAGUCGAAUUUUUCGUUGAAUCCUUCAUGUUCGACGAUAUUGAUAUUGAGGUUGGAUUUGGAGAGAUUGGAAUGGGAGGAGGCAGGGCGAAUGCCUGUGGAGAUGUACAGGAGUUUUCAGGAAUCAAGUAAGUUGAAGGUUUUUGGUGGUGGGGAUAGGGUUUGUUUCUCAGCGAAGAGAGUGGGGAAGUUGGCUUUGUGGGAUGAUUGUGAUGGUGUGGUUUGGAGGUGGAUUGAAGGAGUGCCUGGAGGUGGAGAUGGGCUUUGUCGAGGGUUUGUGUUCGAGGCUUGUCUUACUGCAUUGUCUUGA
Messenger RNA from Dovyalis caffra, 1125 nucleotides. The record is from the annotation of a GenBank genome assembly. NCBI's taxonomy places the organism in Eukaryota, Viridiplantae, Streptophyta, Magnoliopsida, Malpighiales, Salicaceae.